Molecule: messenger RNA, 1050 nt
Organism: Aphidius gifuensis
Lineage: Eukaryota; Metazoa; Arthropoda; Insecta; Hymenoptera; Braconidae
Exons: 5
Coding region: 19-1050 (343 amino acids)
Source: RefSeq, a predicted model, not a curated record
GUUAGCCGAAAAUAAAAUAUGAAGACUAAUCCAAGUAAGAUGGAUAUGGAUCAGAUCAAUUUAGGUCCUACUGAAUGGUUUAAAAAAUUCACUAUAAUUUCCAAUGAAGAACUUGAGUUAUUAGAAACAUCCUCAGAUGGUGAAAUAAUAAUAAUGGAUUGGAAAUAUACAGAUAUAAUCAUAGAUGAUGGUAAUUAUACUGAAUAUAAUAAUGAUAAUAAUGAUAAUGAUGAUGAUGAUGAUGAUUAUUAUGUAUCUAACGAAUAUAGAAAAAAACUAAAAUCACAGUUUAAUUUGCGUAUGAUUCGCAUGGCUCCUCUAUUUGCUAGUCAACCACGACUCAAAAAAAUAUGCAAAGAUUGGGAUAACAGCUUUCUUCCUACAUGCUUUAAAACAUAUGUAUUCAAUAGAAAUGAAAAUGAUUCAGUUAGUGAAAUACAUGAAAAAGCAAAUGAUCUAAAGUACCUAAUUAAUCUCUGUGGAAGUAAUUUAACUAGUCUAGAUGUAACACAAUAUCCUAUUUCUCAAAUAAUGCCAAUUAUCAAUGCUAAUUGUCCAAAUCUUGUGGAACUUUCAUUAGCAUUCAAAGAAAUUAUGAGUCAAGAUUUUGAAAAUGUUUUUUCUAAUAUGUCUCACCUUACAACACUGUCGAUUGAAUGGCAAUGUAAAAAUACAACUCUACCAAUGACUUUAGCCAAGUCAUUAGAAAAAAUUGGUGGAACCUUGAAAAGUUUAAAUCUUUCAUGUACUUUGAAAGGAAAUGAUAUUUUCUCACCAGAUUCAUUGGCUUCAGUAUUUCCUCGACUAAGUGCUUUGAAAUAUUUAACAAUAAGUGGUUUUGGACUAAGUCAACUAUUACUCCAGUCGAUAGGUGAAAUGAAAAAUUUGAUUAAUCUAAGAUUAUACUCUUUGUGGCCGAAAAAUCAUCCAAUGUUUGAUACAAGAAUCAAUAUGUAUCCAAUUGGGAAUUUGAAAAAUCUCGAAAAGUUAUGGGUUGAUUGUGAUUAUAGUGUUAGAGAUGAAUUUUUGAUUAAUCUUUCUGAACAUUAA